AUGGAACCAAAGGCAUUCGUGAAAGGCGAUACUCUCAGCAACCAAGAGCCAGUUAUCACUGCCGCUUCGUAUGAGCCACCUGACAUGAGCCCGAUUCGUCGCCGCGCCGUUACGUGUGCACUCUGCCUGACUCUUCUGCUCAGCGCGCUAGACAUAACAAUCAUCGCCACGAUGUCGGAUAUCUUUGGUCGGAAACCUACUAUCAUGACUGCAGCGGCUACUUUCAUGGCUGGAAGUUUGAUCGCGGCCCUGGCUGGGAACAUUGAAGUUCUAAUUGCUGGGAGGACUGUUCAGGAGCUUGGGGGAGGUGGUUCGUUGGUUCUGAUCACGAUUGUGAUUGGCGAUAUCUUCAAAUUGGAGGAUCGGGCCAAGUAUUAUGACAUGAACGGCAUUGUAUAUGGAAUCGCAAGUGCGGUUGGUCCGGUCCUUAGUGGUGUUUUUACCCAGACAAUCGGAUGGAGAUGGUGCUUCUUCAUCAACUUACCAUUCGACGGCAUUGCCUUGGUGGUUUUGUUUUUCACCCUUAAGGUUGAAACCCCAAAAGAGCCCUUGGUCGCCGGCCUUCGAGACCUCGACUGGGUCGAUUUUCUUCUCAUCAUAGGCGGCACAAUCUGCUUCCUCUACGGCCUCGAAACAGGCGCCGGUGGCAUCGUACCCUGGAGGUCUGCUCUGGUGAUCUGUCUCAUCCUCUUCGGGGUCUUUAUCCUCGCGCUCUUCGUUGUAUGGGAGGCUCGCUUCGCCAAGAGCCCCGUCAUUCCAUUCCGAAUCUUCCAACAAGUCACCAACAUUGCCUCUUUCACCCUUGCUUGCAUCCACAGUUUCGUCUUCAUAUCGUACGACUACUUCCUGCCGCUCUACUUCCAAGUUGUACUCGGCUUUAAACCGAUUAUUGCCGGAAUCACACUGUUUCCUCUGCUAAUCCCGCUUACGGUCAUGACAAUGCUCGGGGGGCUAUACACCCGGAAGACUGGCGACUGCAUCAUUCCCAUCUUCUUCGGCUCAGCACUCAUGACUCUCGGAAACGAUCUUUUCAUCAACUUUGGCCUCAGCACGCAGUGGGCUAAGAUUGUUGUUUUCCAGAUGAUCCCCGGUUUCGGAGCCCGCGUGCUUUUCCAAAGUCCGAUGAUCUCAAUCCAGACUCACACGAAGCAAAAGGAUAUGGCGGCAGCCAUGUCAGCUUUUAGUUUUCUGAGGUCUCUCUUCUCGUCGAUGUCGAUUGUUAUUAGGACCGUGUUGUUGCAGCAUAAUCUCGGUGGCGGAGAGCUGACUGCGGGGAGGCUUGGUUCUGAAGAAGGGAGUGAUGGGACGCCUGGGGCAAGCCAGUCGAGCUACAUGUCUGCGCUGCGUGUGAUGUGGGCAUUCUUUACUGGCGUUUCCGGAUGUAUGCUUCUGGCUGCGAUUUUCAUCAAGCCGAAGCCAAAAAAAGACAGAUGCGUUACUGCGAAGACGGCUAUGUAG
Colletotrichum phormii is the source of this 1458-nucleotide messenger RNA. Its product is annotated as major facilitator superfamily transporter. Lineage: Eukaryota; Fungi; Ascomycota; Sordariomycetes; Glomerellales; Glomerellaceae. Gene Ontology annotation, molecular function: transmembrane transporter activity. The record is from RefSeq and is a predicted model, not a curated record. Gene Ontology annotation, biological process: transmembrane transport. The transcript is spliced from 5 exons. Bases 1 to 1458 code for a protein of 485 amino acids. Gene Ontology annotation, cellular component: plasma membrane.